AUGCUAAAUAAAUCCUCUCCACUUUGUUACCUGGAGGCUGAAUCAUCACUGUCGCUGCCUCCGCCGCUUGACAAUUCACACACAACACACAGAGAUAUGAUCAAAUCAAACUCCCCUGCUUCAAUAUCGUUCGGUUCAGUUUCUGAAAUUAAACUUCAAACUCAAACUGAGGGAAUUAAUGGAUGGGAAGGUGUUUGCGCAGAGGGGGAAGGGUGGGGAGGGGGAGUACCUGGCUAUAGCGGUGGUAGUGGCAGUGGCUCUGGCUGUGGCUUUGAUGGUGGUAACACUGACAUAGAGAGAGAAAGAAGUGAAGAGGAAAUGAAGAAGAAGGUAAAAAAAAAAACUGAAGGCAUGGAUGUAGCCGCCUGUUGUCUGACAAUGGGUGUAGGGGUGUCAGACGCUUCAAUUUAA
Molecule: messenger RNA, 411 nt
Organism: Ilex paraguariensis (yerba mate)
Lineage: Eukaryota; Viridiplantae; Streptophyta; Magnoliopsida; Aquifoliales; Aquifoliaceae
Source: the annotation of a GenBank genome assembly